UGUCUGGGCAAUAAGGACUGUCCCGUCGAUAAGAGGCGGCGAAACAGGUGUCAAUUCUGUCGCUUUCAGAAAUGUCUGUCCGUAGGAAUGGUUAAAGAAGUGGUUCGAACUGAUAAUCUGAAGGGCAGAAGAGGUCGAUUGCCAUCAAAGCCCAAAUCGCCUCAGGAGUCGCCCCCAUCGCCACCCGUCAGCACAAUAACAGCUCUGGUGAGGGCACACGUGGACACGACUCCCGAUUUGGCUAAUUUGGAUUACAGUCUCUUCAAAGAGUCGAGUGAUUUGAGCGAAAAGAAUUGUGGCCCUGAAUAUAUUUCACAGUUUUAUAGCAUUUUAAUGUCAUCUCUCGAUGUUAUCCACUCUUUCGCCGAAAAAAUCCCCGGAUUUGCAGAUCUCGACAAAUCCGAUCAAUCAUUACUUUUUCAAUCGGCAUGUCUUGAGUUAUUUGUGCUGAGGAUGGCCUACAGAAUGCAAUCAAAUGCCGAUCGGUUCACGUUUUGUAACGGAGUUGUGUUGAGUAGACAUCAGUGCGAACAGAGUUUCGGCGACUGGUUGUCCUCCAUCAUCGACUUCUCACAACAUCUUCGGCUCAUGGAGUUAGACAUCUCUGCGUUCGCCUGUUUAUGCGCUCUCACUCUCGUCACUGAGAGGCAUGGGUUGAAAGACGCCCACCGCGUGGAACAGUUGCAGAUGAAGAUCAUAAACUCCCUCAAAGAUCACGUGACAUACAAUAGUGAGGCACAGAAGAAACCGCACUAUUUCUCAAGAAUAUUGGCUAAACUGCCGGAUUUGCGCACACUUUCCGUCAAUGGUUUGCAACGGAUUUUCUGUCUCAAACUCGAGGACCUGGUCUCCACGCCGGCUGCUAUUGAGAGUAUGUUCUCUCCGACUGUACCCUAUUAGACAUGACUGACCACUGCUAUUGCACAACACCCGUCACCCACAGCCACCAAUCCAUUCAUUAGUAAGACUAUUGUUGAGAAAAAUACUCCGAAAACCACAUAAUAAUUAAGUUUAAAAUUAGUUUCAUUAGUGGUUAUGAUAUUUUCAAAUAAUAAUAUACAGUAUUGUAUUAUCAUUAUAUAAUUUAAUUAAUAAUUAGCUAUAAUAAGAGUUUAUUUCAUUGUUAGCACCACAACCACUGCCAUAACUAGUAGUGAAUAUUCGCUACAAUUUAUGAUUAUAUGAUUACAAUAUAAGAAGCACUGAAUCGACUAAAAUAAUUAGACGACUCAUAGCUUCUUAAGCCUUAAUCACAGUUAUGUUUAAUUAUAGUUUUAUUCAUUUAUUCCCAAAAACACUGUCAAACAAAAGUCAAAAUACUGUUAAACUUAGUCAAAUAGACAUCUAAUCAUACUUUUAAAUGAGUACGGUACAUUCAUAUUAUUAAUACAUUUAUAUCUCAAUACAAAACAAGAGUUAACAACAA
Messenger RNA from Oppiella nova, 1426 nucleotides. The record is from the annotation of a GenBank genome assembly. Lineage: Eukaryota; Metazoa; Arthropoda; Arachnida; Sarcoptiformes; Oppiidae.